GAGGAAGCAGAGCUCCAUCAGAUGAAAUGAGGUGAAAGUAAUUCAGGCAUUAAUCAAGCCAGGGCAAAAGGGAGGGUGUACUUUUUUUCUCCCCCCUCUUUCGCUGCGGAACCCGAAGCAAGGCAAGGUGUGAAUGAAGGAGCCUACAGUGGCCAGCAGAGAAGCAGCACUGGGUCACAGCAUCAAAUCAUGUCCGAGUCGAACACCAAUGCCGCUUCCACCGCAGACCAGAACGGAGCAGUUCCAGGCGAGCCAGUGAAGAGGGAUGAAAACUCACGAAGAGGGAACUGGGGCAACCAGAUUGAGUUUAUCCUUACCAGUGUGGGCUAUGCUGUGGGCCUGGGCAAUGUCUGGAGGUUUCCCUACCUCUGCUAUAGAAAUGGAGGAGGUGCUUUCAUGUUGCCCUACUUCAUCAUGCUGGUGUUCUGCGGCAUUCCCCUCUUCUUCCUGGAGCUGUCCUUCGGUCAGUUCGCCAGCUUGGGUUGUCUUGGAGUCUGGAAGAUAAGCCCAAUGUUCAAAGGCGUGGGCUAUGGCAUGAUGGUGGUUUCCACCUACAUUGGCAUCUACUACAACGUGGUUAUCUGCAUCGCCUUUUACUACUUCUUCUUGUCCAUGACCAAUUUACUGCCAUGGACGUACUGCAACAACCCCUGGAACACACCAGACUGCAGCGGCGUGGUGGGCAGCAGCCCCCGUUUCAACGCCAGCCUGGCUAACGCUACCUCCAGCGUGGUGGCAUCUGUGUCCGAGGUAGUCAACCGCACAAAGAGGACCAGCCCCAGUGAAGAAUACUGGAGAAACUACGUGUUGAAAAUCUCAGAUGACAUCGGUAACUUUGGAGAGGUACGUCUUCCUAUCCUCGGCUGCCUGGCCGUGUCCUGGCUGGUCGUCUUCUUCUGUCUCAUCAAGGGCGUCAAGUCCUCAGGAAAGGUGGUGUACUUCACAGCCACAUUCCCCUAUGUUGUUCUGACCAUCCUGUUCAUUCGAGGCAUCACCCUGGAUGGCGCCAUCAACGGCAUCAUGUACUACCUGACCCCACAGUGGCAGAAGGUCCUCGAUGCCAAGGUAUGGGGAGAUGCUGCGUCACAGAUCUUCUACUCUCUGGGCUGUGCUUGGGGCGGCCUCAUUACCAUGGCUUCCUAUAAUAAGUUCCACAACAAUUGUUUCAGGGACAGCAUCAUUAUCAGUGUUACCAACUGCGCAACCAGUGUCUAUGCUGGCUUUGUCAUUUUCUCCAUCCUGGGGUUCAUGGCCCACCACCUGAACGUCCCCGUGUCCGAGGUGGCCGAUCACGGCCCAGGGCUGGCCUUUGUGGCCUACCCAGAAGCCCUCACUCUGCUGCCCAUCUCGCCACUCUGGUCCCUGCUCUUCUUCUUCAUGCUCAUCCUUUUGGGACUGGGGACUCAGUUCUGUCUGCUGGAGACGCUGGUCACGGCUAUUGUUGAUGAGAUUGGCACAGACUGGAUUAUGAAGCACAAGACUGUAGUCACGCUGGGAGUGGCUGUUGUUGGAUUCCUACUGGGAGUUCCACUAACGACACAGGCAGGAAUCUACUGGUUGUUACUGAUGGACAACUAUGCUGCUAGUUUCUCUUUGGUCAUCAUCUCCUGCAUCAUGUGCAUCUGCAUCAUGUAUAUUUACGGUCACCGGAACUACUUUAAAGACGUAGAGAUGAUGCUGGGCUUCCCUCCUCCUCUCUUCUUCAAGGUCUGCUGGAGAUUCAUCUCUCCUGUCAUUAUCUCCUUCAUCCUGAUCUUCACAGUGAUCCAGUACAAGCCCAUCACCUACAAUGAUUAUGUGUAUCCUGGCUGGUCCCUGGCUAUCGGCUUCGCCAUGGCCAUGUCAUCUGUGAUCUGCAUACCCAUCUAUGCCCUCUACAAGAUCUCAAAGUCACCAGGAGCGACCUUCAGAGAGCGGUUGAAGAAUGCAUGCCGGUCACACCCCAAGUGGGGCCCGGCGCUGCAGGAGCAUCGGACAGGCCGCUACGCACCGAUGGCUUCCGAAGACAACGUGGAUGCUCGUCCCCUCAAGGAGAAGGAGGAGUUGAAAGAGGAAGAGAAGGAGAGGGAGAAGGAGAAAGAGAGGAAGGAUGAGAUCAGCCUCACCAUCCAGGGAAGCAACGGCUCCACCAACACACACAACAACCCCACCUCCAGCGCAUAGAGGGCACCCAGCUCUGUCGGUGCUGCCUGGCACAGCCCCAUGCCCCACCAUCUGCUCCUCCUCCUCCUCCUCCUCCUUUUUCCUCCCUGUCCCCACACCUCCAUCCUCAGCCCUCACUUCUCCUCACCCCACUUUCCCACAGUCCUCUGUGGGGGAGAUCCCAUUCGCUGGAGACCUUUACAUAUUGUAAGGGCUUAUUAUGUCUAUCCUAACCUCCUCUGUCUAUCUGUUUGUUGUCUCUAGAAAAAAGUGAGAAAGAAAGAAAAAAAUGGUUCAUCAUCCAAAAGAUUUUUGUAGGGGGUGGUUUAUUUGUUGGUUUCACAUAAUUUAAUAUUGCAGUUUGUUUUUCCUUUCAUUUUUUUUUUUUUUUUUUUUUUUUUUUUUGUAAAACUUGUAUGCGUCAUCUACAUAUGCAGUUGGAGUUAGAUUGUGUUGAAAUACUGGCUGCGAGGGUUUGUUUAGGGCGUGCAGCAACUUAGUAGCACAACAGUGGAAGACCAUUUUUUCCUUUAUUCUGUUAGCUGGGUCGAUUUGGAAUUGGCAACUUUCCAGUGACAGUUGAGGAGAGAGGUAUGCUAUGACUGCACUGGCCACUUACAGCUGGUGUUAACGCUGAGCUGAUCUAUGAGAUUCAGCGGCAGUCAAUGGCCAGAAAAAAAAAAAGGUAGAUAUACUCAACCACAUCAUAUGAACAAACAUAUUAAUGAAUUCUCAUUUCGGGCAUUGCUUGGAAUCUACUGUACAUUUUAUGGCACACAGUGACCUCAACCGUAGUCAAUCUCAGCUAAGUCUAAGCCUAUUGUUUGUAUGCUGCUUCUUUUCAAACGUUAUACAGAGCACAAGUAUUUAACAAGCACCCUAAAUAAUAAACACCCUAAAAUUUUCUGUGUAAUUUUCUGUGAAAAUUUCCUCUUUUCCUCUGUUUUUUUUCUCUGCCAAGUUUUUACCAAAAUUGGCAGAGAAAUAUCAGCGUACAGUAAAUGUGCUCUCUGCCUCCACAUUCACACUCGCAUGCAGACACAGACACACACACAUACACACACGCACACACACGCACACGCACAUGCAAAGCAUAUUUGCUUCCAGUGUUUUAACAGAGGCAGAAGAGAUCUGAGUGCCCAUUCUCAGGGUCCCAUUGAGGUUACACUCUCUCGUUCGACAUUGCUCCUUACCUGUGGAAACCUUGUUUCAAUACGGUGGGCUGUGCAGAUUAUGGGGAAUUUAAACCACCCAUACCAUGUAGAAAAGUGAGUGGAUUCUUUUGCCUUUCCUAAUUAAAACCACCUAAUAUUAACAUUAAUUGUUAGAUAAACCAAUGCCAAUACAAAUACACGCACACAGAUACAUAGUACACAUACACACGUGUGCGUGCACACACACACACACACCUAAACAGGUGGAUGCAACUCUGUAUAUAAGUGCCAUUUCUUUUCAAGUCUUCCAGGCAUUCUUUUCUAGUGAAAUGCAUUUUGGGAUGUGGCAUGAGAAGGAGGAUCUUGGCUGGUGACAGCAGCAGCUAGCAUAGGGAAAGGAUCAUACAGUAGGUGGUGCGUGUGCAGUGGUGUAGAGGUCAUUGACGAGGUGGGUAUACUAUUAAGUAGACAGGUAGGUCACUAAAGAGGAAGCGGGUACACCCCUCUACAUAUUUAAAUGGCUUUUUGGCUGAUCUAUAUAUAGAUAUCUGCGUAUACCCUCCACUACACCACUGUGCGUGUCUUUUUAGUCAGUGUCUCCCACAAGUUGUAGCAAUUUGCCCCAUCAAGGCAUGUUACCAAAAACAUGUUCAACAUGCAUGAACUUUAUAUAUCGGUGCCAUAACAGUAGUAGGUGGGAAAUUUCUUCACUUUUCUCAAAACUCUAUAUGUAUCAGAGAGGCUGGUAUGACCUCAGUGUCUUUACAGUGGAAUCCUAAAUGCAUUUACAAAUAUUUUGUUUCUCAAGCUCUGUGCCAAGCUGGUGGGUGACUGGAUAAUUACAACAGAGAGGAGAGGCCAUUGGCCUUGAGAUGGAGCUUGUUCCUGGAAGAAUACAGAUUAGAAACAGUCAUCCUAACUGAAUUAUGUAGUUUAAAUGUAGUUGUAUAGUAUGUUUCUCUCAAUAGAAUUGUCUUAUUUACCUCUCAUUAUUGUAAAGUACCAUAGUAAAUAAUUAUAAGCGAGAUGAAAUCUGUUUAUUUUGUAAAGAAGCUACAGAAUCUUAAAUAACCUUGUUUCCUCAUCCAUGACUUGAUUUGGUUGUUGUUGUUGUUUUGUCAGAGGGUGUGAUAGGAUAGAGAGCAGGCCGUUUGGUGGGCAGGUUUCCCAAAGGCAUUGUAUUUGAAAGACCAUUUUUGUCCAGUCAGCAUACAAUAGAACAAUGAUUUUUAGGUCUACGGGUGGAUUUACACCGGCAGGAAGAUCUGAAUUGUUCAGGGCACAAAAAGCAGGCUGUUUCGUGGCUAUUUGAACAGCAUAUUAAAAGUAACACAGAUGGAGGCCAAAUCUGUGUCACAGGGAGUUCGAAGAUCAGAUGGUCCUCUCAUCCGUCUUGGGAGCCCUGCUCAGGCGGUAGCAGGUUGCUGUAUUUGUUUAGUUUCAAGAGCAAGGAAGCUGCUGGAUUCAGCUGCGCCAGGUCAGGCUCUGCACUUUCUGUGAAACACACCGUCAGACUAAGCCUGUUUUUUUUGUUUUUUUUUUUCAUCAGUACAAAUGUAGGCACUUUUACUCACUCACUAGUCAUGUUUUUGAAGACAUUAGUGAUCAUUAACUUCAGACAGUGCAGUUGCUCCAAUAGACCACAAGAUGGCCUGAUUCUGACACUCAGGGUAGUCGAGGCACAACAGUAAUCUGUAUGGAAACUAAAUGCAGCCAACAAAUCAAAGUGUGUGAGCGGAGAUCCAAGCAGCAACAGCUGAGAUACACGCAGCACCAACAGGCACAAGCUGUACUCUGGUGUGUGUUUGAUAAGAUGAAGACAAUGGAAAUGAUGAAUAAGUCAACAUUAAGCACAUAAAAAAAAUGAUAGAAUGAUUCUUAGAAGCACAUAGUGGAGCUCUCAAAGCAAGCACACAUUUUUCUGACCACAUUUUUAACAGACUUGUAUAGAAGAGUAAUCAGAUUAUGGAAACAUGCAGGAUAUUUCUAUACAUUGGAGACCUGGUGCACUUGUAGUAGCUCAUGGCAAUAGGUGUGCACCAUGGAUGUCAAGUUUGGCCUGCAGCUACUGGAAAUGUCUUAACCGGUCGCACUAGUCUUAGGGCAUUUGAACAACCUUGUGAACACUUUUAUUUGGUUUUCAUUUUUUUACCGCAAAACGUCCUCGUGAAAUCAGCUAAAUUGUGUUCUCACAAGACCAGGUGCUUUACCAAACACUACACCACACCACGCCAUCUUUAACGCAGGCGCAGUUCGGGGUUGGAACAUAAACUUCUAUAACGGUGGUGUCUAAUGAAAACUGCACACUGUAUAUAAAUGCUGUUUCUUUUUAUUCCGAUUCUUCUCAUGCCAUUGCAUUUGGGAUUCCAAGUCGAGGAAAAAUUCAGUUUUCAGUGAAUUUUCAUUUGCUGACAAAAAAAAAAAAGUGAAUACAAAACUAUUGCUCCCAUUGUAAAGUGGGACUGCUUGUAGCUGAGGCUUUCCUGUUUGUGACUGCCUGUCCUCUGUGUUGUUGAUGUAGUGAGUGAAGCUUAGCCACAACGCUACCACGCUAUCCCUCUAUUUAUCCCAUCCCUCACAUCUCUGCUGGCCUCACAACUAUUCCUCCCUUUGUACAGUAAUGUAAAAAAAAUAAUAAUAAUAAUAAUCGGACUGGUGUGUGUAUGUGUGUGUGUUUCUCUUUGUUUUUAUUCGGGGCGGGGUGGGCAGGUAGGCGUGUUUUUGGGAGGGGUACUGUUUCAUUUUUGCAUUUGUUUUCGAUUGCUUUAUUUUCUUGUAGUGUAAUUUAGCCAGCGUCGAGUGUAUCGUGUACUCUGUGUGUAGUGGAUUAGCUCUUACUGCUGAGCCUGCAUGUAGAGCGGGCGUAGUCUUAAAUAUUGAUGUCAAUGUACUUCUAAUUCAUCAGAUCUAGCCAAGUCCUAUUCUGCUAAUAUACACAGUAUACCUUUUAAAAGAUUUUUUCUUUUGUACUAAAAGAAAGGAGAAAGAAACCUACAUAUUUUAUCUUCAGAUUUUAAUUGUUUGUCCAUGUUUGAUGACACUACUUUUCUUUUUCUUUUUUUUUUUGUCUGUCUUUUUAAAGAUGUAGACAAAUGUGUAUAAGAAAAAGCCAGCUGAUAUCAAAAGCAUUGCCAAACAAAAAGCUUUGGAUCGAAACUUGAACUAGUUUUUACUGUGAGCUUGGUGGAGGUAGCAGCUGCAGCUAGGCCGUGCUUUUUUAACAGUAUCAAAUGUACUUCAUUUUACACAGUGCAGUGCCAAGAGUCAUACAGUGUAUAUCGUUCAAAGCGGUGUCGCACAUAUGAGUGUACCACAGGGCAACUCUAACUCUGUUUAUAAUCUGUUUACAACAUUCGGCGGCCCUUCCCCCAAGCAGCCUGGCUUUUUCAAUCUGGUUGGUGUAUUUUAAACAAAUAUGUAAAAUCGAACAGCAGAUUGAAUCAAUAUGGUUUAGGGCCCAUCAGCACGUCCAUGAACUGUUUCAGACUCAGAAUACGACAGUGUCCUCACACUUGACCCAUGUUUCCAAGAUCAGCCUGCUGAUACACAUUCGUCCUCACCCAGCUCUGGUAGAUAGUGCUGCCGGUGUCAAAACGUCAAGUUGUCACUUCAAAAGUCUGCUGGUUUGUGCAUAAGACUUUGUGAGGCAACCUUAUGACAUUGUAUACACGCCAGACAACGGGUCCACUAUUUGAAAUGGAUUUGUUUGCUUUUCAAGGAUUGAGAGGAGUCAAAGCCUCUGAGAAGGCUAACGCAAACACACAACUUAAUGGAGAAUGGCAUGAAUUAAUAACUGACCCAGGUCUGGAUAUACUAAUAACACCAUUGCUCACUAUCACCUCACACUGAGAAAGUCUCUGGAUGUUGAAGAAUGUGGACUACAAGGUUUUGACCAUUUUUGUACACAAACUCGUUGUGCAACUCCUCUACUGUACUAAAAAGAAAACUGUGAUUUUUAUCUUUUUUUCUUUUUUUUUUCUCCCUGCAAUUCGGUGUAAAUUGCAGAAAUGACCUCUUGAAUCUCUUACUGCUACUCAUAAGCAUAAUGUCUCAUGUUUCAGCACUUUAAAGAAAUCACUUGUUUUUAUAAGCAACAGGAAAAAAAAAUAUAAUAAUAAAUAAUAAUAAUACACUUCCAUUUUGAAAUAUGUACAAAAAAAAGUCAAGUAAUAAUGUUUUUUUAGUAGUUUGGCUGGGGAAAAACAGUGUACAAGUUUCAGUAGAUGAAUGCUGUGUUGUUGCUAAGCCAAUGUAAAUUCUUUUCACGGGAGGAAAGGAGAGGAAAAGCACAAAUGAAGAGAACACAGUUCUUCUGGUACUUUCGAUCAUAUCUAUCUGUCUAUCUAGCUAACCAUGUCUGUUCUUCUUGUUCUUCAACCUUUAGGGCCAAAAUCCAUUGAAAUGUCUUAGUCCUGUCAGCUGUAUAUCGUAAACUGUUCAAUUACAAAAUGGUAAAUAAAAUCUAUUUUAAAGAUCA
Messenger RNA from Myripristis murdjan (pinecone soldierfish), 7773 nucleotides. It is a transcript of the gene slc6a9, whose product is annotated as solute carrier family 6 member 9. Gene Ontology annotation, biological process: sodium ion transmembrane transport; nitrogen compound transport; amino acid import across plasma membrane. The record is from RefSeq and is a predicted model, not a curated record. Gene Ontology annotation, cellular component: plasma membrane. Gene Ontology annotation, molecular function: amino acid:sodium symporter activity. The transcript is spliced from 13 exons. NCBI's taxonomy places the organism in Eukaryota, Metazoa, Chordata, Actinopteri, Holocentriformes, Holocentridae. The coding region runs from base 190 to 2163 and encodes 657 amino acids.